Messenger RNA from Odontomachus brunneus, 1018 nucleotides. RefSeq names its product PITH domain-containing protein CG6153. The coding region runs from base 257 to 850 and encodes 197 amino acids. Gene Ontology annotation, cellular component: nucleus. The record is from RefSeq and is a predicted model, not a curated record. The transcript has 6 exons. NCBI's taxonomy places the organism in Eukaryota, Metazoa, Arthropoda, Insecta, Hymenoptera, Formicidae.
UUACCGACAGGUUAUGGUAUACGGGAGCAGAGAGGAAGAGAGCGCGAGCUUCGAUGUAAAUAAUCUUUCGAAGCGACUUAAUUCGAUGUCUUUCGCGACCUGCCGUUUGAUUGAUAAGAAGGUUCUGUUAUUUUGCACGCAAAAUAUUUGUCCGCCGCAAUUACAUUGUUAAAACAAUCUUGCUACGUGAUCUUAACCUAAUAACUGCUUCGUAAACGUCUUGUGUAUCUCUAAAUAAAUUAAGAAUUUGCAAAUAAUGGAGCGUUGUCACAAUUGCGGUGAACAUAAGAAUGUAGAAUUGGGUUUCUGUUGCACUUUAUAUGAAAAAAUAGACAUUGCUAGAGUACAAUGUCUAAAUGAAUGCGUAGAAGGUACUGGUGCGACAGUUUUCAAACGAUGGGAAGAAAGAUUAGACAGAACCAAGUUUGUGGAAAGUGAUAUAGAUCCUGAGCUUUUAUUCAAUAUACCUUUCACAGGUAAUGUGAAGUUGAAGAGCAUUAUUGUAAUUGCAGAUGAAGAGUCACAACCUAAUACGGUAAGACUAUUUAAAAAUCGGCCGAAUAUGGCAUUUGACAAUGUGAAUUCUCCAGAUCAGGAAUUUCACCUACAUAUGGACCCACAUGGUUUAGACGAGUAUCCCGUGAAGACUGUCAAGUUUUCAUCGAUACAUCACUUGAGCCUUCACUUUAGUGGUGUUGGAGAACAAAUUAGGAUUUAUUAUAUUGGUUUGAGAGGAGAAUGGACUCCACCUCAGAAUCACGGGGUGACCAUUUGUACAUACGAAACACGUCCUUUAAUUACUGAUCAUGUAGGAGACUUUAGUACAGUUUCCAACACACAUAUUAAAUAGCUCCAUUAAAAUCUGCCUUUAAUACCUUGGUAUUAAACACGAACAGAUACUGAGCAUGCAAGAGACAAUAUGGUGUAUUAUAUUUUAUGAACGUUUUUACAAGACAAUUAUGAAGUGUUGUAAUUGAAGUCCUGUAAUAAAAGUCUGGUAACAGUUUUAUUUCAAUUA